AUGGACAGCCCUGAACCACCGUCAUCCGACGAAGAGAAUGUAAUAGCAGCUCUGACGAACCAGCUUACCGAAGCCAGGAAAGAAUUAGCAUGGCUGAAACACCGCACACGGAAACUGGAGGCCCUCUUUGGGAUAGCCCCGGACGAGGAGAUACCCUCCCCGGCUACCCACAACGCAACUAUAAGCGAAACAGUUGCAACGCUCAAGAAGGACACCACACCCACCCACGUAACAAUGACUGCGAUCGCCACGGCAUCGACAUCUAAGAAGAGUAGCGCCCAUCCUGAUGCCCCAACGCCAGCUGAGGCAUAUAUGCGAACAACGCCAGCUCCAGCAACACAGCCAACCAUACCGGCACCCAAAAACGCAUCACCAGCCACCUCACCGUCAACGCAGACGCCACGCCAGUCCACGUCAUCUCGUCCCGCCACAAAACCGGACAACCCUCCUGCCACGCCGUCACAGCGUCCCGCCACCACAUCAACAAGACGCCAGCAAGUCGCGACACCUCCGGCGCGACAAACAUUAAACACCGAACAGACGACAAAAGUGAGUAAACUCCCCUUAGAAUUAGGGCCGACCCUACCAUUUCACGAAAAAUUACCGGCGAGCUUAUAG
Messenger RNA from Hermetia illucens (black soldier fly), 618 nucleotides. Its product is annotated as transcriptional regulatory protein AlgP-like. The record is from RefSeq and is a predicted model, not a curated record. Lineage: Eukaryota; Metazoa; Arthropoda; Insecta; Diptera; Stratiomyidae. Bases 1 to 618 code for a protein of 205 amino acids. The transcript has a single exon.